Molecule: messenger RNA, 1260 nt
Organism: Trichechus manatus latirostris (Florida manatee)
Lineage: Eukaryota; Metazoa; Chordata; Mammalia; Sirenia; Trichechidae
Gene: CAVIN4
Product: caveolae associated protein 4
Exons: 2
Coding region: 190-1260 (356 amino acids)
Biological process (GO): regulation of gene expression
Cellular component (GO): cytoplasm; caveola
Source: RefSeq, a predicted model, not a curated record
CCCAGUGCUUUGCAAGGGUUCAUAUUGCAGAACAGUCACGUAUGAAUAUUUGUAGUUAUAAAUACUUGACUAAUCUCCAGGGGUGGGGUUUCCAACCCUUUAAACAACCCCAUUGCCUGUUAUCAAGCUCUUUGCUCUAAGUGCCAGAAUUGAUUGUGGUAGCACAUCUCUCACUGAGAAAUAAGUAAAAUGGAGCAUAAUGGGUCUGCUUCAAAUGCUGAUAAAAUCCACCAGAAUCGCUUGUCGAGUGUUACCGAAGAUGAAGACCAAGAUGCAGCUCUCACCAUUGUGACUGUGCUGGACAAAGUAGCCUCCAUCGUGGAUAGCGUACAGGCAAGCCAGAAGAGAAUAGAAGAGAGACACAGGCAGAUGGAAAACGCAAUAAAAUCUGUCCAGAUUGACCUGUUGAAGUUCUCACAGUCACACAGCAACACAAGUUACAUAGUUAACAAGUUGUUUGAGAAAACCCAAAAAGUUAGUGCUCACAUUAAAGAUGUGAAGGCCCGCGUGGAGAAGCAAAAAGUACAUGUUACAGAAGUUGAAUCCAAGCAAGAGGAAAUAAUGAAGAAAAAUAAAUUCCGUGUGGUAAUAUUCCAGGAGAAGAUUCCAUGUCCGACAUCCCUGUCUGUUGUUAAAGACCAAAACCUAACCGAGACUCAAGAGGAGGAGGAUGAUGGCUUUGACCCUCCUAUUGAUCUCUCCUCUGAUGAAGAGUAUUACAUUGAAGAAAGCAGAUCUGCUAGGCUUAGAAAGUCAGGCAAGGAGCGCAUUGAUAAUAUCAAAAAGGCAUUUUCCAAAGAGAACAUGCAGAAGACACGGCAGAAUUUUGACAAGAAAGUGAACAGAAUUAGAACUAGAAUAGUGACACCUGAGAGGAGAGAGAGGCUCCGACAGUCAGGAGAAAGGCUCCGGCAAUCUGGUGAAAGAUUUAAGAAAUCCAUUUCUAAUGCAACUCCCUCAAAGGAAACUUUUAAGAUGCGUAGCCUCAGAAAAGCUAAAGAUCGAACUGUGGCUGAAGGCCAGGAGGGCGUCCAGGAGCUGGGUGUGGACAUCAUUGCCAGGAGUGAGUCUCUGGGUCCCAUCAGUGAGCUCCACCCGGAUGAGCUCAGUGAAAUAGAAUGCAGCGAGGCCAGAGCAACGUAUCCUUCCCACGAAGGAGGGGAAAUCCCGACCCCUGAGCCUUUAAAAGUUACUUUUAAACCUCAGGUGAAAGUAGAUGAUGAUGAAUCUCUUUUGCUAGGUUUGAAGCAGUCAGCAUAA